AAUCACAGUGUGUACCUUGGCAACGACCUGACACUUUUCGUGAAACAGAACAAGAAACCUGCAAUUUUUCGAAAUAUUUAAUUAUGAUGAGUGUUUGAAACAAUAUAGAACAUGUCUAAGAAAAGAGCUAAGAGUGGCGCCGGCUCAGCUGGUGUCUCCCGAUGGGAAUCUGGCCUUUUAUCAACAAAUUUCGAAGAGGAGGGUUGGAAAGCCUGCAUCUCCUUUCUGAUUGGAAAUAAACUGGACGAUAAAGAGUAUGCAAGCAUUCUUUCUUCUGCCGUUGAUUCCAGGCUCAGGAGACUAUUCACUGUCAUUCACAAGGAUACAUUGAUGGAAGAGGUCAAUGAGCUGGGCAACUCAAAGACCAAGAAAGGCAAAGAUGCGCCGCAGUUCUUUGAGAUCUGUGAGACGGUCAAGUCGGAGUACCUGGACAAGGGAGAGGAGAUCCCGCAAGGUCUCAUGGCCAAGCUGCUCAAAUGGAAGCUACUUGCUAUCAAGGAGAAAGAUCUAAAGAGGAGGGAGGAGGAGAAAAAGGCUCUAGAGAACAAGGACGUCAAAGGUGGGAAAGGAGCCAAGGAGGCUGCAGGAGGAAAGAGGGCUCGAAGCAAGUCACCCGCCAAAGGCAAGGGCAAGAAAUCUCCUGAGGUCCCCUCUCCCAAGAAGGACUCCAAACUCAAGAAGAGAGGAGAAGAAGAUGAUGAUAACAAGUAUAUCGAUGACGAACCGGAUGAUGGUCCGCAGCAUUACGUCAUCAUUGAGGGGUUUGAACAGGCCCCUCUCCUCUCUCUUCUGACUGACCUGGGCAUCAAUGUCAACUGCAUUAUCCGUCUCCUAGCAGAGGACUACUCCCUGUUUGAGAAGAGACGCAAGGAGGAGGAGGAGGAGAUGGAUGAGGAUGAUCGACCCCUUGAAGUCAUUGAGGAGGAGAAGAAGAAAAAGGAGGCUGCCAAGGAAAGGCUGGAAAAGUUUUGGCUUCAGCACGAACCUCUCCUGAAGAAAGCCACCAAGGGCUCCAAGCUUCAGGACAUCGCUCGUCUUACCUACACCGUUAAGAAUCUGAUCGUACCGGAUGAUCUGAAGGACAAUGAGAAGAGAACCCAGUUUGGUACGGACAUGUUUGAGGAUGUGGCCUGUAUGAUGUAUGAUCUGCUGGACUCUGAGAGACAGUACAGGACCUUCCUAGACAACAUGAAACUCAUCCAGGUCCCUGUGGUAGAGAAGGACCCUCAAGCGACUAGUGACAGUCAGGCUGCAAUCCCUGCUGGGGGUACUGCAGCACAGCAGCCAGGGACAGGCCAAGCAGCUCCAACCGACCCUGCCGCCACCGCCCCCGAGCUCAAGCCCAUCGUGGUCUCUGCAGACGUUGAUACACGCUACUACAAUGAACUGAUGGAUAGCAUUCCCCAAGAGAGUAUGAGCAUUCCUCUUGUUAUGCACUGCAUGCUGGAACAGGUUGUCGCUACAUCUGAAGACCGGGGUCCACCCAGCGAUAAGGACAAGAUCCCUCGUGAAGAUGGGCUAGACCAGGGACUGGCUGCUCACAUUGACAAGAUGGCCGCCAAGCUCCAUAUCACCGAUAGCAACAAGGUUGAACAGUCCGAAGAACCACCAAACGGUGUCGCCUUGCCCAAGCCGCUUGCUCCCUCUAUGCCUGAAUUCUUCCAGUUUGGUGACGACAUCUCUCUCCGACUCAAACACCUCCAGUCCAUCAACGGUUUCAACGCCAUGGAGGCGGAGCUUGCCAUGUUGGACUACAUCCCUGUUGCUAAGCUACGGGAGUUCCCUCGUCCAUCAUCUAACAUCAUCAAGCAACGGGCUGCAAGGUUGCAGGAGUUACUCCAUCAUCUAAGCUCUGGAGUUGUAGACCCUGCUGAGGUAGACCGUGCCUUCAAGCAGUUUGUGUUUGAGAGUCUGGUUCUGCGGGGGACGGAAGAGGACGGAUGUGUCUCACAGAAGGUGGACUCAGAAGGCAUCGUCUGGGACGACCCCUAUCCUCUCUUCUCCAAGAAAGACAAGGAUGAGACCUCGGAGAAGGAGGGAGGAGAUGUCCAGACAUUGACGGCAGAGAAUGUCCAGAAGAAUGCAGAUGAGUUUGAUGUGGAAGAGACAGGACACCAAACCAACUUGACCAGCACAGGUAUCUUGAAGCCAGAAGGUCGUAAGUCACGUCAGGGUUCGGCCAGUAGCCUCCGAUCAGGAAAGAGCACAGGGCGACCAUCAAGCGCAGUCCACUUUGAGAAAGAUGCCUCUGGGUAUCCCAUCAUCCAUCCCAAGGACCCUGCCCCUCCCUCAGACAGCCCUAGGGAGGAGGCCCAGGGCGAUGCCCAGAACGAGGAGAUAGAGCCGGAGUGCAAGGAUGCGGUAAUUAGGCCCGGUUCUAGCAAGAGCAACAUCAGCAUCCAUGAUGUGAUUGGUGAUACUCAGCUGCGGAACCUGGAUGAGUGGUGUUAUGCAGAACACUUUGAGGCUCCUGUGCUCAUACAGAUUCUUGAGGAGGCGCGUGAGAUGUACCCUUUUAUGGAUACCUACUACCAUAAGAGAGACCACACCCUUCUGGUCGUCAUGCACAACCCAGUAGGACCGGAGCUCAAGAACACCCAGCCAUGGGACACCAAACUACAUUCUGAUGUGGGGUUCAGGAAUUACAUGGAGCAUGUCUCAGAAAAUAUUGCAGACUGGGUGAACAUCGAGGAGACUAAGUACCAGGCUGAGAUGAGACAGAAGGAUCUAGCCCGGCAGAGGGAACUAGCCCUGUCCCGGGCUUCUACCCCAGCCCCAUCUAGGCCUUCCAGCUCCAAAAGCAGGAAGGGAAGCGCAAAGAAGUCCAGGUCCAAAUCACCAAAAGGACGGCGUAGCGCCAGUCCAGCUCAGACCGUGGACAAUCUUGACCCUAACAGCGGUCAGUUCAUGAGACCUGGAUCCAUGAAAGCAUGGAAAGUAGAACAAGAUAAGAUCCGUGAGGAGGAAGAGAAGAAGAGACUAGAGAAGGAGAAGAAGGCCGGCCGCAAGUCAGCCCGGUCUAGGUCUAGAUCUGCCUCACCGGUCAAGAAGGGAGAGACUGACGACAAGAAAGACAAGAAGCCUGGCUCGGCCAGUAAGGACGGUAGAGGGAGUGGCAGUAGGAAGGGGGAUAGAGAUAAGAAGGAGAGUGGUGCAGAACCACAAGAAGAUGCCACACCCGAACCUCCAAAGGAACCUGAAAGGGAGUACAAGUUUGUUGGAUAUGACAUGGGUAACAACAUUAUUCAGGCCAAUGGUAACACAACCACCCUAUUUCCAAAUGAUGGGGGCCAGAUUCGCUCGGAACACACCCAGUUCAUCAAUGGUCCCAAGUUUGUCAAGACGUCUGUUCUGAAGGAUGGGCACGUGUUUGUGGUGCACAUCCUCGACCCACGAGACAAGGAGGAGGUUGAGGGGGAAGCCCCCCAGGAGGGUGGGGGAGAGAGCAACAAGGAGAAUGUGAUGGAGAAAGCUGAUCAGGAGACGCAGGAGAAAGACCAAACAGUUGAUAAAGAUGGAAAGAAGAAGAAGUCAGACUUACCCCUCUCUAGCUUCGGCUCCUUCACUGCUAACCUGAGCGAUGGAAUGGUUGUCUCGUUCAGUAACCAUGGUAUCGACGGAAAGACUAAGGGAGCAGCUGAAAAGAAGGAGAUUGAGGUGGUCAUUCCCCCAGCAUCGACACCCACCCCAACCCCAGUAGCCCCCUCACCUAAGGGGAAAAGAGGAGGAUCAGGAAAGAAGGGUAAGCAACAACAACAACAGCAGCAGCAACAACAAGCGGAGGCAGAGAAACAGGCACAGCUCCUGGCCGAGCAACAACAGAAAGAGGAAGAGGAGAGACGUAAGAGUGUGGUUGAGGCGGAGGCAGCAGCAUCAGAACCAGAGAUCCCUCCUUUCCAGCAACUCUUUGUCUCCUGCCCAGAUGGGCUCCAUGUAUCAUAUAUGCUGGAGCCAACUGAAGAAGAUGAGGUUUGUGACCCCAAUGUCCCAGGUUGCCUCCUGAUCAGGCAGAGUUACCUGACAAAGAACAGCAGUGGGCAACCUUGCGAUGCUCCAAGAGAAAAUCCUGCCUUGCAGGAGAUCUCCAGGCUCGUAACAAGCGAGGGCAGUGUUAUCAAGAUGCUGAGAGAUGGCAGCACACAGGUGUUGUUUGCUAACGGUGCUGUAAGCAGCAGCCCAGCGAUGCCUUCAUCCUCCACCGCUAACCCAAUGAGCCCCACCCCUCGGGACCAGUCUCCCCUGCGAGGGGGUAGCUCCCUCAGUCAGAGGAGUGAGAGCCCCUCUAAGAGAAGUGCAAAGGGCAAGAUCUCAGACCCCCUGGACCAAGAACAGCCUCUGCCGGAGUCCUGCUCCAGCCCGGAGUGGAUAACGACCACACCCACCGGUCAGAGGAUAGGGACACGCCCAGACGGAACCACCUUUGAGCCGACUGAGUGCCUCCUCUACAGCGCCACAGACCCCGUGUCUGGAGAGGUUCUUACUACCAGAGAGGAUCGGGUCAUCACAGUAGAACGUCCAAACAAGAUGCUCAUUGUUGAUCACAAUGAGGGGACGCGAAUCACUACCUAUUACAAGAAGGUUAUCUUUAGACAGCAGUGUGAUGAAGCGAAUGAAACAGGAGAGAUUCCUGUAUCAGGUAUCAGAGACGUCAAACACGUCAAGGUGGAGUGUGUGGGAUAUGCAACGGUCAUCUUCAACUGUGAAGACAGUGUUGCCACAACCAUAUUCGGUAAUGGGUCCGAGAUCAUUGCCAUUCCAGAUGGUUCCUAUGAGAUCCUGCAUUGCGAGGGUUCCAGAAUGGCUGUUGGCAUUGAGGGAACUGUGCGGUAUACGCCCAAGGAGGCUGAGAGCGGUGAGCCGAGCUUGAUUGGAUCGUACACAAUGCAGCAUAACGAUGUGGUUGCUGUAGAGACUUGCGACUCGGAUGGAAACCAUUUUGGGGUGAAGUGGAAUGGAGACAUCUACACGUCGCUUGUCCCAAGCGAGGAGCGUAAGGUGUCCCUUGAUGGAGAAGGAGAGGAGGAGGAAGCUGAGAAAGUUCUUGGGAAGAUGUCUCCUAUUCCAAGAUUCUUUGUCAUCCACCCUGAUGGAAGCGGCACAGAGAUGCUCCGGCAGCAAGACAUUGCGCCUUACGUCCACCAAGCUGGGAUGGAUCCCAACGUGGCCGUCCUCAAAGACCCUAUCCCUGAUCACCCUGAGAUCAAUGGUAUCACCAUCAUGCAGCCUCACACCUCCACCGUAAGCCAGAAGUGGCUCAACCGGUUUGACGAACCCAACAUAAUCCCAAGGAAUCUCCGCUCCCGAGGGUUCGACAAGCUUCCUGCCAUGGAGGCCAAGACUCCAGGCCCCAAGUUUGGGACCAAGGUUGGAAAGGGUGUGGCCGUCAACAACGUGCCCCGCCCUCAGCAGCGAGGACCGGUCCCUCAGUGUCCCAAGCAGCUUCAGCUGAGGCAGUUUGUGGCCUACCACCCCAUGGAGAAGGAGCUGAGAGGAAAGAUGAAGGAGGGACUUGAAGCAUAUGCCAAGGAGAUGAAGGAGAAGAUGAUGGUAGCCAAACAGAGGGCCAUCAAGGACCCUCGCUCUCAGCAGGAGAGGGUCAAAUCAGGAGAUCUUCUGGCUCACAUACUGGCACAGCUUGAAGAUGACAUUCCCAAGGAGAGUGAUGGAACCCAGCCCACCUUCACUGAAGCACCUCCUGCUAGCCAGGGCCCUACCAGCACCAAGCCUGUAAGACCCCUCAACGUGCAGGCAGAGGAUAAUGCAAUGACCCUCUACGAGAUGUCUACCGCGCCCCCUCCUCAACCCGCUCCUCCGAGACCUAAACCAAAGUACACAGAUGCAGACUGGGAGAGGGUCAGGAGAGAGCAUGAAGAAGAGAAGGCGUGUCGGGAUGCCCUGCUCACCCGGACGGUACCGCCUUACUUUGAGAGUGACUGGGGCAAGGCAUUCAAGAGAGCAGAGGAAGCCGUGGCUAACGGUGAGCCUGCCCCAGACAUGGAGGCCCUUACCAAAGACUUGCCUGCCAAUCGCCCUGGUGUCAGCACGGCAAUGAGUCUGCCAAGUACCCCUGCGGACUCCCCUGCUGCCCCCUCUGCUCAGCCAGGUGGUAGCAGCUCUGCCCAGCCAAGCGAUAUCUCUGAGAGUAUAUCCCCCAUGAAGGCUGCCACCGCAGGGGGGUCAAACCAGACCAUCACAUAUGGGAUGCAAUCCUCCACUCCAUCAGCUCAGCAAGGUCUGGUUCCAGCCAGCCCCUCUGACACACGACCCAACAACCCCACCCCAGGGCAUGCUACCGGCCAGGGUACCCCUACUGCUCUUAGACCAACCAACCCCACCCCAGCACAUGCUUCACAUCCUCAAGGCACUGGAAGACCAGUAAACCCCACCCCGCAGAGUGCGAGUGAGCACAUCCUGCCCAGUGAGACCCCCUCCAGCUAUGCCUCAUUCCCUGCCCACCCCUCCACCAUACCUGAAAUGGCGGAGGAGGGGCCCCUUACCAAUCGGUCUGCUAUGACAGGAAGUAUCUCUCCCGAGCUGAAGACAGCCUUCCAGACCCGGAUUAACGAUGUCCCCAUGGAGUCUCGUCCCAACGUCAUUCCCUCUGCCGGGAGUGAUAUCGUCCUCACCCGUAGCCUGCUGGUGGAUGUCAAUGGUGAACCGAGGCAAGACGCCGUCAGACUGCCAGCAGCCAUCUUGGGGCAGAAGCCCGGAGCAUUGCCUAACAGCAGGUUUGAUGAGCUAGAGGAUUCAGUCCGUCGUAAGAUCUUCACAUCCUCCAUCGCUGGAGCGCAGGCCAAGGGUAUGGCUGACCUAUCACGCAUGAGAGGUUUCGAGCUGGUGCCGGGAGAGGUCAACUUUGGCACUCUGCGAGAGGGCUGCACCUACGCCUUCCAGGUCAACCUGAAGAACGUCGGGGUGGACAGCUGUCGGUACAAGGUGCGGCAACCUCCUCCAGGGACAGGACUACAGGUGGUCUACACUCCGGGACCGGUUGCAGCAGGUAUGAAGGCCAAGCUGGAGCUAGUCCUCUAUGCCAUAGCUGUAGGAGUGGAAGGAGAAAGUGGGCAUGGUUCCAUAGAUCAUCACAUUGAGAUCACCACGGAAACAGAACUCAUGUACCUUCCCGUCUCAGCUGAUAUCUUGACAGCGGCUGAGUAUGAUGAGAGGACCCAUGUUGGUAGGCAACCCAAGGUGUCACCUGGCAUCCGACUGAUCGCUACAAGACCGCCCUCUAGAGAGGGAAUCAUCAGACCAAGGAAAGACAUACCACAACAAUCCCAAGAGAAUCUGGACAUGUAGCUUCCUAGAUGAUCACAAGAUGAUUCAAGAUGAUCACAAGAUGAUUCAAGAUGAUCACAAGAUGAUUCAAAAUGAUCAUCCUCAUCAUCCUCGGACCCACUUGUAGAAAUGAAACAGGGAAAGGAUAAGAAAAAUAGGUCCAGUUAAAGUUUAGAGGACACCCAGUCUACUUGAUAUUUUGAGCUUUUAUCAGCUGAAACAGUUACUUCGAGACAUAUCAUCUGAUCUGUAGAGAAUGUGCAUUUUAAAAAAGUCCUUUUUAACUUCAGAAGAUACUAGUAGUUUGGUACCAACUCCUGAUAACAGUUACAUUUUAUAGGGGAUCAGCAACCCUUUUUUGGAAAAGAUAAACUGUAUGCACUUUCAAACUUACAUGUAUUUUCAUAAAUGCCUUAACUGCUUGAUAUAGAUUUAUAUGUACCAACUGAUGUGCUUAAACGAGUGAUUAAAGUUGUUACAGUGAGUCUUACAUUAUAAAGUGACUGGCAUGAUUGUUACCCCUGCUUAGAAGCAAAGUCACAUUCUUCAACAUUUGAUAUGAAAUGGGAUUGAAGAAAAAUAUGUCCAUAUAAAUGUAGAUGUUAUUUAUUCUCACAAGUUUUAAAUAGGUAAUGAAUGUGUGAUUUUAAUAACUACAUUAUUGAAGAUGAAGAAGACAAUUAAGAAAACUCGGGAUCCUUGAGAAUAUUUCUCAAACAUGGUUUGUGACAUGGCAUUGAAACUUGUGUUGUCUUUGUGAUACUCUAUUAUGCAGUGGGAAUCAUACUGUAUGUAUAUAUUAUUCAAAUGUUACAGUGAAUUUUGUAGUGUACGUCUAUUUUCCGUCCCAUCUUGCAAUAAUUCCUUGCAUUUCUGCUUCUAUUGUAUAAAACUGUAUUCCAUAUGACAUUGAUUCCAUCCUUUUUAUAUAUUCCUUCUUUUAAGACAAAGAAUUUAUAUUGAUUUAAAAGUGUAUAAUAUAACCUAUCUUGUAUAAUAUUGUAUUUUGAAAGUGGAGAUGUGCUUUAGUGUAUUUUGUAAAGAAAGAUUUGAUUCAACUUAUCGACCUUGAGUUUUUGUAUGAAAUGACUGUGUAAAUAAACUACAUUUGGUACAUGCAUUAUGAACUAUA
This is a messenger RNA of Strongylocentrotus purpuratus (purple sea urchin), 8410 nucleotides long. Its product is annotated as sperm-associated antigen 17. NCBI's taxonomy places the organism in Eukaryota, Metazoa, Echinodermata, Echinoidea, Camarodonta, Strongylocentrotidae. Gene Ontology annotation, cellular component: axonemal central apparatus. Gene Ontology annotation, biological process: epithelial cilium movement involved in extracellular fluid movement; axonemal central apparatus assembly. The record is from RefSeq and is a predicted model, not a curated record. The coding region runs from base 112 to 7299 and encodes 2395 amino acids. The transcript has 38 exons.